AUGAUCGCCAAUGCUCCCCAUCAAUCGCAAGACGCGUGGAACGACACGAGAAGCGACGGUCGCCGUGAAUGGAGCCGCCCGACGGGUGCCGCACACGUCCCCAGAGCCACAGCCUAUAUGACGGACAAUAACGACCGUGUUUCACACCCAGAUGCACAGGAUGAGCAGGAGUCUAAUAAUCAGGAAGACGAUUAUUACCCCUCUGGAUAUGGCCUGGGAGACGCUGAUGCUGAAGAUCAAGAUGAUUAUGAACCCGUUUGUAAUAUGGCAAUCGCCGAGGAUUUAUAUGUGUCUACAUUGCACGGAGCACUUUGCAUCGCAUAA
Penicillium longicatenatum is the source of this 324-nucleotide messenger RNA. RefSeq lists its product as uncharacterized. The coding region runs from base 1 to 324 and encodes 107 amino acids. The transcript has a single exon. The record is from RefSeq and is a predicted model, not a curated record. Lineage: Eukaryota; Fungi; Ascomycota; Eurotiomycetes; Eurotiales; Aspergillaceae.